Messenger RNA from Populus trichocarpa (black cottonwood), 1216 nucleotides. RefSeq lists its product as uncharacterized. The coding region runs from base 633 to 1121 and encodes 162 amino acids. The transcript has a single exon. The record is from RefSeq and is a predicted model, not a curated record. NCBI's taxonomy places the organism in Eukaryota, Viridiplantae, Streptophyta, Magnoliopsida, Malpighiales, Salicaceae.
UUAUAUUUGAUUUUUCUUAAUACUUAUUGACAUAUAUGAUUAUGAUUAGUUUUAUUAAACAUAAAUGUUAAGUUUUUAAUUCAUGUUUGAAAAUUUCCUUAGUUUUUUCUUUAAAAAACUUAACACUUGUAAUUUGUUUUUUCAUUUAAUUUAACUUUUGAUCCGCCCGCAGCUGAGGGCGGAAGCUAAAGACUAGUAAAUACUUUUGUCCGAAUGAAUAUUCACCACUAGAUGAGUUCGUAGCGAGACAGGCCUGAAAUGGAAUGUUAAUCCCAUUGUCCAAAUGAUAUCCGGCAAUGUGUCCUUUUUAGUCUGCUUCUGCUUCAUCUGCUCACUCUCCACAUGUUAUUCUCUUAGGUUUUCUUCUCCUGUGUGUCUGGAAAAAUAAAAAUAAAAAAGAAGUCUAAAUACAACACAUGCCGGCUGCCUUCGAUUAUACCUGUAGCAUAAUUGUUGUCAUCAUCUCCUCUACAUGUAUAACCAAACCCACAAACCUAAUCCCAUUGCCAAUUCUUCCUCUCCCUGCCCCUCAAAAUUUGCAACGAAUUUUUUGUUCAAGUAUCCCAUUUUAAUCCACUACCCUGAUCACUUUCCAAAGCCCUUUAUUGUUAGCUAGCUAGCUAGAAUCCAACAUGAAGACUAAAGCACAGAACCAAAGCAAGUUCAUGCGAGUCAUGACAAUCCCAGUGAGAGUUUUGUGUAAAGCAAGGGACGUUUAUGUUAAAAGCAUGACAGACUUCUCGAUGAGGAUGAGUAAUGGCCCUUCCAUGGCCUUGCUAGCAGGACAGCACCCUCCCUUGCCCAAGAGUUUCAGUGUUGGCUCAUCAAGGUCUGAUGACGGUGAAGAUCACAGACAGCUUGUUAGAGCUGCUUCUGCCAGGAGCUUAGGUCACAGCAAUGAAAUCGAGAUGUACAUGCAGCAAUUGAGGCAGCAGCAAUCGUCAAUGACGAUGGGAUCCAAAAAGGUGUUGCCAAAGAGUUCCAGUGUUGGGAUGCGUUGCAUGGGAAGGAUUGAUGAAGACAAAUCAUGUGUUUUUGAAGAAGUUGGCGUUGAUGUCAAGCCACAGUUGGGUCCAAGAAGCAGAAGCUAUGCUGUUGGAAAAGGAAGGAAUGCCUUUUGAUUUGUUUGAGAGGGAUUCACCUAGUUAAAGAGUUCUUCUUUAUGGUGGUGAUAAUAGCAGUCCUUGUGGUGGUUAAAAUGGUGAAUUGAAUAUAC